This is a messenger RNA of Stomoxys calcitrans (stable fly), 1230 nucleotides long. RefSeq lists its product as uncharacterized. The record is from RefSeq and is a predicted model, not a curated record. Bases 30 to 779 code for a protein of 249 amino acids. Lineage: Eukaryota; Metazoa; Arthropoda; Insecta; Diptera; Muscidae. The transcript is spliced from 2 exons.
AGAAGAGAGUUUGGCAAAAAUAAAUAAAAAUGGGCAAAAACAAGCAUUCAAGAUCCUUAAAAAAAUCAAAAUCUAAGAAAAAUUUGCAUCAGGGAGAAGUGGAACGGAUACCCAUUCCUUCAUACUGUGGAAGUAAUGCGAAAGUGGAGGUUGAAAGCUAUCUAAAGCAUCCGAAAAUCAAAAUAAAACUACAACAAAAACAAUUGCGGCAAGUCCCGGCAUGUUAUGAGACGGCUACUGAUGUCCUAGCUGCAAAUUCUGGAAUAGUAGGAAGUUGUAGUUCCAUCGAGGUUGUUGACUCCACAAACCCUUUUUCGAAUAACAAUGGAUUUGAAUUUGCCAACGACUGCGUCUCGGAUUCUUUGUGUGGCACAAAGGCAGAAAAACAUAAAAAAGAAAUAAACAAAGAAAACAUGAUGGAAAAUCCUCAAACUCCUGGCUACAACCAAAGAAAAUUUGAUAUUUGCCAUGACCUAUUGGAAAGUCUAAGUCAGGAGUUCACGUGUCUUAAAAAUGCUUUCAAUGAAAUAAUUAAGAAUGAACAAAUGAAGUUGCUCAAAAACGAGGAGGAACUAGAACAAUUGAAUAAAUACUCGGCCGAGUUAAAGACGGAAGAAACUGUGCUGAAACGUGGUACCUGGUGCAUAAGAUGCGAAAGACCCGCAAUAUAUCUAAACGUCAGAGGGAAGAGAUUUUGUUCGGAAGAAUGCGAGGGCUUGUAUGAUUCGCCCAAUAAUUAUAUGCCAGAUUCUCAACCUCUAUACAAAAAGUUUGUGUAACAUAACAAAAUUCCCCGCCUCCUCUAUCAAAUAUUCCAUCGUAGCACAUAACAUCCUUUUAAUAUUGAUUAAUUUAAAAUUUUCCUACUUUUAGUUGUAUAUAGGUAAUUAAGUUAUCUCUUUGUUUUUUUAAUUUAAAACAUCUAGUCGGUGUGUAUUUGGAAAUUUUCUUCUUUAGUUAAAAAUCUAGCAUUUAGUUAGAAAAUUUUGCGUUAUCGGAAAAAUCGUUUAAGUAACUCGAUAAGUCAUAGUUUUACCAAAAUUUAACAGUACUUCUGGUUCUAAGCCUUGAUCUCAUUUGUAAUACUGGAAUAUAUUAAAAAGUAUGUGCGUUGUACAAUAUAUUAAGUUAAAAAGGGGCACGAACUCUUAAAUUUAAAUUUUUAAUGAAUUAACAAAAAAACAACUUUGUGUUAAAAUACGUAGUAUGAAUAAAGAAAACAAAAUGUGA